Messenger RNA from Trifolium pratense (red clover), 2430 nucleotides. Its product is annotated as heat shock cognate 70 kDa protein 2-like. The coding region runs from base 244 to 2190 and encodes 648 amino acids. The record is from RefSeq and is a predicted model, not a curated record. The transcript is spliced from 2 exons. Gene Ontology annotation, cellular component: cytoplasm. Lineage: Eukaryota; Viridiplantae; Streptophyta; Magnoliopsida; Fabales; Fabaceae. Gene Ontology annotation, biological process: protein refolding; cellular response to unfolded protein. Gene Ontology annotation, molecular function: heat shock protein binding; ATP binding; misfolded protein binding.
AUCUGGAACCAACCAGAAGCAUAGAACGUGUAAGCGCUCACACUAUUCGUCCAAAUACCCAUUCAAACGGAACAAAAAGAACAUUCUAGAAUCCAAAAAAAAUCUAUAAAUAAAGCUCAAACCCACACUUCCAUCACAUAACAAACUUUCAUUACUCUCUAAAAAUUUCUUUUCUCUCUUUCGUUCACUCUUUCGUUUCAGUUACACAAAAACCAAACCCUAACAAUCUCGAUCUGAUCAACAAUGGCCGGUAAAGGUGAAGGACCUGCAAUCGGAAUCGAUCUCGGAACUACAUACUCUUGCGUCGGAGUAUGGCAACACGAUCGCGUUGAGAUUAUUGCUAAUGAUCAAGGAAACCGUACCACUCCAUCUUAUGUUGCUUUUACCGAUAGUGAAAGAUUGAUCGGUGAUGCCGCUAAGAAUCAAGUCGCCAUGAAUCCUGUUAACACCGUCUUCGAUGCUAAGCGUUUGAUUGGAAGGAGAGUUUCUGAUGCCUCUGUUCAGAGUGAUAUGAAGCUAUGGCCGUUCAAGGUUGUCGCCAGUGCUGGUGACAAGCCAAUGAUUGGUGUCAACUAUAAGGGUGAGGAUAAACAGUUUUCUGCUGAGGAAAUUUCCUCUAUGGUGCUUAUGAAGAUGCGUGAGAUUGCUGAAGCUUAUCUCGGUUCAACUGUGAAGAAUGCUGUCGUUACAGUUCCUGCUUACUUCAAUGACUCUCAGCGUCAAGCAACAAAGGACGCCGGUGUCAUUGCAGGACUCAAUGUUAUGAGAAUUAUCAAUGAGCCAACUGCUGCAGCUAUUGCAUAUGGGCUUGACAAGAAGGCUACAAGUGUUGGUGAGAAGAAUGUUUUGAUCUUUGAUUUGGGAGGUGGUACUUUUGAUGUAUCUCUUCUUACUAUUGAAGAGGGUAUUUUUGAAGUUAAGGCCACUGCUGGUGAUACCCAUCUUGGUGGUGAAGAUUUUGAUAACAGAAUGGUUAACCACUUUGUUCAAGAGUUUAAGAGAAAGAAUAAGAAGGAUAUUAGUGGAAACCCUAGGGCACUUAGGAGGUUGAGGACCGCUUGUGAGAGAGCGAAACGAACUCUCUCAUCAACUGCACAGACAACAAUUGAAAUUGAUUCCCUUUAUGAAGGUGUUGAUUUUUACACCACAAUUACUCGUGCUAGGUUUGAAGAGCUUAACAUGGAUCUCUUCAGAAAGUGUAUGGAGCCAGUAGAGAAGUGUUUGAGGGAUGCAAAGAUGGACAAGAACUCUGUUCAUGAUGUUGUCCUUGUUGGUGGUUCAACUAGGAUUCCUAAAGUUCAACAAUUGUUGCAAGACUUCUUCAAUGGGAAGGAGCUUUGCAAAAGCAUCAACCCCGAUGAGGCCGUUGCAUAUGGAGCUGCAGUUCAAGCAGCCAUCUUGAGCGGCGAAGGUAAUGAAAAGGUUCAAGAUUUGUUGCUUUUGGAUGUCACCCCAUUGUCUCUUGGUUUGGAAACUGCUGGUGGUGUCAUGACUGUUCUCAUUCCAAGGAACACAACAAUUCCAACCAAGAAGGAACAAGUUUUCUCUACCUACUCAGACAAUCAACCUGGUGUCUUGAUCCAAGUUUAUGAAGGUGAGAGAGCAAGAACAAGAGACAACAACUUGUUGGGUAAAUUCGAGCUUUCCGGCAUUCCUCCAGCUCCCCGCGGUGUUCCUCAAAUCACAGUUUGCUUCGACAUUGACGCCAACGGUAUCUUGAAUGUCUCUGCUGAGGACAAGACAACCGGGCAGAAGAACAAGAUCACCAUUACAAACGACAAAGGUAGACUCUCAAAGGAAGAAAUCGAGAAGAUGGUUGAGGAAGCAGAGAAAUACAAGGCCGAAGACGAGGAGCACAAAAAGAAGGUUGAUGCAAAGAAUGCUUUGGAAAACUAUGCUUACAACAUGAGGAACACAAUUAAAGAUGAGAAGAUAGGAUCAAAGCUUUCACCUGAAGACAAGAAGAAGAUUGAUGAUGCAAUUGAGGCUUCAAUUCAAUGGUUGGACAAUAACCAAUUAGCUGAGGCAGAUGAGUUUGAAGAUAAGAUGAAGGAACUUGAGAGCCUAUGCAACCCAAUCAUUGCUAAGAUGUACCAAGGUGGUGGUGCUCCAGAUAUGGGUGGUGGUAUGGAUGAUGAAGUUCCUCCAGCUGCAGGUGGUGCUGGUCCUAAGAUCGAAGAAGUUGACUAAGUUUUAAUAGUUUCGAUGAUUUUAUGUGGGUUUGAUAGUUUCUGUUUAGGACCUUUUUAUUUUUACUUGUUUUUGAAUAUUGGUUAGAAUAUUUACCAGUGUUUUGCUGUUUCCUUUCUGAUAUGGUGGAAGGUUUUUUGUUUGUUUUCGAAUAGUUAGUUUAUCUUGAUAAUGGAAUUGUAUGGAAAAAUAUGUUUUGAAUUCUUUUGGUAAUGGAAGGAAACAAUUUUAUUGGCCAAA